Morone saxatilis (striped sea-bass) is the source of this 750-nucleotide messenger RNA. Its product is annotated as serine/threonine-protein phosphatase 2A 56 kDa regulatory subunit delta isoform-like. Gene Ontology annotation, biological process: protein dephosphorylation; signal transduction. Bases 1 to 750 code for a protein of 249 amino acids. Lineage: Eukaryota; Metazoa; Chordata; Actinopteri; Moronidae. Gene Ontology annotation, molecular function: protein phosphatase activator activity. The record is from RefSeq and is a predicted model, not a curated record. The transcript has 6 exons. Gene Ontology annotation, cellular component: nucleus; cytosol; protein phosphatase type 2A complex.
AUGGCUCACAGUGCCAGUGGACACAUAAACCGCCGAGAGCACUUUAACAAGGACACAACGCUGCACUCUGCUGUCCCACAGAGACAUCAUCUGAGAUCCAAGAGAGGAGGCUCAGAGAAUCAGACACUGAGCUCAUCUUCCACUCUGACUAUUAACGAGGAGCUGGUGAUCAGGUUCAGGUCCCAGCAGCAGCAGAGCGGCAGUAAGCGUCCCAGUAACAGCACGCCUCCUCCCACUCAGCUCAACAAGAUCAAAUACUCCGGAGGUCCUCAGCUGGUGAAGAAGGAGCGGCGCCAGAGCUCGUCCCGCUUCAGCCUGACCAAGAACAGAGAGCUGCAGAAACUACCUGCACUCAAAGACGCGCCCCUGAUGGAGCGCGAGGAGUUGUUCGUCCAGAAGCUGCGUCAGUGCUGCGUCCUGUUCGACUUCGUCAGCGACCCGCUCAGCGACCUCAAGUACAAAGAGGUGAAGAGAGCCGGACUCAACGAGAUGGUCGAGUACAUCACACACAACAGCGACGUGGUGACCGAGUCCAUCUACCCCGAGGCCGUCCUCAUGUUCUCAGUGAACCUGUUCCGGACUCUUCCUCCGUCCUCCAACCCGACCGGAGCCGAGUUCGAUCCCGAGGAGGACGAACCGACGCUGGAGGCUGCCUGGCCUCACCUGCAGGUACUGGUCGUGGCGUCGAACAACACAUUCAAACACGCCGAGACGGCAGCCAUCGCCACUCAGGAUGGCUUUACACACUAA